This is a messenger RNA of Prorocentrum cordatum, 972 nucleotides long. The record is from the annotation of a GenBank genome assembly. NCBI's taxonomy places the organism in Eukaryota, Dinophyceae, Prorocentrales, Prorocentraceae.
AUGGCGUGGCUGAUUAAGAGCAAUGGGUUCAGCAAGCGCCCCACAACGAUUGAUCCCGUCUCGGAGUCGAUGAUCACAGCGGUCGCCUCGUCCUCAUCGUUCAUGUCGAUGAUGUCCCUUAGCGAGGUCCACGGCAAAAGCGAGUGGAAAACUAAAUUCACGUUGGUCCGUUUUUCGGCCUUGCACUUAUUUCUGUUGUGGAGGCAAGGUUUGCAGAUGGCGCGCCGCUUGCGCGCCAAGGUAGUCGAGGCGGGUGGAGAAAUUAUCUGUUUCAGCGAGUUCGCAUCUUACGACGAGACACCUCUGCCAGUGAGGGUGCUCGCCGAAGAGAACGUCGUCGUGAAUGUCGGAGCAAACGGCGCAGCAAUAGUGGAACCAGGAGCCCAAAGCAUAGACUCGGCAGACGGAGUUUCACAUUUCGAUGUGAAGGCUGGCUCAAUUUACCAGGGCGUCAGUUUGGAGUUCCCUUGUCCGCUGCAGGUCAUGGACAGAGCCACGGGCGAGACCUGCGCCCAUUGCCUCGGCUGGCAGGGCAGGAAGGGCUUGGGCGACAUCUCUGCCAGACUCAUGCGGCGCGAUCGGCACGUGAUAAGUGAUUCUGACGGUGCUGUGCUGCGGGGCGAGCGGCGCCUCGCUACUAAGCGCCCCGGCGUUGGCGUGGCGCAGGGCUUCUGCAGGCUGCAUCGCAUUUCGGCGAUUGCCUCCAACGGGAUGGACAAGUUUAUGAAGGACGACGUCAGUGGAAUUACCAACGUAGCUUUAUCGUUGAAGGCUUCGGGGGCCAUGCGAAUAUUUCGCCGCGCCCUCAGGGCAGUCAUUCGUGCGCGACUUGUCGUGCUCAGGGGUUCGCCUGGUUGCGUUGCAGAUCGUCGCAGGGCUAAGCUGCUCGACGUCUUCUGUCCGAUCCACCCUGGCAACCACUCCGCCUUCAUCGAUGGGGCCGUCGUGCAGCUCUGCGCCAAUGGUAAUUGA